GGUAAACGGCAGUCCCAGUACGCGAGCGCGAUGAAAUCGAUACUGAUCACCGGCUGCAACCGCGGUCUGGGCCUGGGCCUGGUGAGACAUCUGGUCGAGUCGCCGAAACCGCCGGACACCAUCUUCGCGACUUGCCGUGACGCGAGCAAGGCGACGGAGUUACGCGCGCUCGCCGACAAAUCGCCGUCCAUACAGAUCAUCGAGAUAGAUUUAACGGACACGGAUAGCUACCAGAAGGUCGUGGACACGGUGAGCAAGAAGUUAAAUGGCGCUGGUCUCAACGUUCUUUUCAAUAAUGCUGGUAUUGCCAACAAAUUUACGCGUCUCGGCCUCGUAAAGAAGCAGCAGCUUACGGACACUUUUCUCAUAAACACUGUGGGACCGAUUAUGCUAACAAAGGCUUUCCUGCCGCUGCUGAAGAAGGCUGCGGAAAAUUCCAAGGAGAAAACGGGGUUGAGCGUUGAAAGAGCAGCUGUUAUCAAUAUGACGUCUAUCAUAGGCAGUAUUGCUGAAAAUAACGACGGUGGUUUUUAUCCUUAUAGAUGUAGUAAGGCGGCACUUAACGCGGCGACAAAAUCGAUGAGCAUCGAUUUGAAAUCAGAUGGAAUUUUAGUUGCGUGUUUGCACCCUGGAUGGGUGCAAACUGAUAUGGGUGGCAGCAACGCUCCGAUGAACAUCGACACCAGCAUCAGUUGUAUUCUAGAUACCUUGAACUCGAUGACGGAAAAACAUACCGGUUGUUUCAUGCAGUAUGAUGGCAAAAUACUGCCUUGGUAAUAGUGAUCGAGUAAAAUACUUAAUUAAAUGAAAUAUUUUACAAUAUACAUAAUGUUAUAUAUGUUAUGGCCAAAGCUCGUAGCGCAGGCGUUCCUAGGAUUGACGUCAAUGCGCAGAACAACCAAGCAUUUUGGUCAAAGUCCGAAGUAAUUUUUUUAGUUUCUAACUUUAACCAGCCAUGUUAGUCACUCCUAGGAUGGACUAAAAACACAUCAGUCAAAAGCCGAAAUACAAAACUAUUUCGGACUUUGACCAAAACGCUUGGUUGUUCCGCGCAUUAACCAGUCAAUCCUAGGAUCGCCCGCGCUACGGACUUUAACGAUAACAUAUAUAUGGGUUUUUUAAAUACUCCUAAUGUAACUUGAACUCGGUGAUGGAAAAGCACAUCAGUUGUUUCAUGCGACAUAAUGGUAAAAUACUGCUUUGGUAAUAGUGGUUGAAUAGAACACUUAAUCAAAUGAGAUAUUUUACAAUAUAUAUAAUGUUAUAUAUACGGAUCUUUUAAUACUUUAAAUUAAAUAUACAUUGUUUGUAUAAAAGAAAAAUCAUAAAUAUACAUAUUUUAUUUAAAAA
Monomorium pharaonis (pharaoh ant) is the source of this 1350-nucleotide messenger RNA. RefSeq names its product C-factor (gene sni). The record is from RefSeq and is a predicted model, not a curated record. The transcript has 5 exons. NCBI's taxonomy places the organism in Eukaryota, Metazoa, Arthropoda, Insecta, Hymenoptera, Formicidae. Bases 31 to 777 code for a protein of 248 amino acids.